UUGUGGUGACUGCUGUGCAGCUUGACCAUAACAGUCCUGAUUGGUCUGCCAUCAGGUUCAGCACACACACCAGCAGCAGCAGGAGGUUCCUCCAAGAAGGAGGAGGAGGAGCACACUUGCAGUCAGGCUCUCUGCGGUCUGGGAGGACUGAGGAGUGGUCUGGGUGCCACGUAAUAGACGGCGGGUUCAUGGAGAUGUAAAGCGGCCAUGGCGACGCCAUCCGCGGACUCCUCGGGCAGGAUCACCCCGGAGAUGCUGCAGGAGGCGCUGCAGUACUACAACUUGAGCCGGCAGGACUUCAUCAGCAUCUACAACAUCCAGCCUCUGGUCUAUGUGCCCGAGCUGCCCCGCGGCGCCAAGACCACUUUCGUGCUCAUGUACGCGCUCAUCUUCGUGCUGGCGCUGGCGGGCAACAGCCUGGUCAUCUACGUGGUGUUGAAGAAGAGAGCCGUGUACACCGCUACCGACAUCUUCAUCUGCUCGCUGGCCGUCAGCGACCUGCUCAUCACCUUUUUCUGCGUACCUUUCACCCUGAUGCAGAACAUCUCAUCCGAAUGGUUCGGAGGGGUUCUAGUGUGCAAGACGGUUCCCUUCGUGCAGACCACGGCUGUGGUGACCGGCAUCCUCACUAUGACCUGCAUCGCCAUUGAGAGAUACCAGGGCAUCGUAUUCCCAUUACGAACGAGGCAACAGUCCACGUCCAAAAGAGCGUACAAGAUGCUGGGGCUUGUGUGGAUGGCCUCAGUCAUUGUGGGUUCUCCUAUGCUCUUUGUGCAGCAGCUCAAGGUGAAGUACGACUUUGUGUACGACCACCACCAUGUGUGCUGCCAGGAGAUCUGGCGUUCGCUGGCUCACAGGCAGGCGUACACCACCUUCAUCAUGGUGGCGCUGUUCCUGCUGCCCCUGGCCACCAUGCUCUUCCUCUAUACCCGCAUCGCCUUUGAGCUGUGGAUCCGCAAGAGGGUGGGCGACUCGUCCGUGCUCAACAGCAUGAACGACCGUGAGCUGGUCAAGAUCUCCAGGAAAAAGAAGCGAGCCGUCAAGAUGAUGAUCACCAUAGUCCUGCUCUUCACCAUCUGCUGGGCGCCCUUCCACACCGUCCACAUGCUCUUUGAAUACUAUGACUUGGAGAACAAAUAUGACAGCGUGACGGUGAAUAUGAUCAUCGCAGUGGUUCAGGCCAUCGGCUUCUUCAACAGCUUCAACAACCCCAUCGUGUACACUUUCAUGAACGAGAAUUUCAAAAAGAGCUGUCUCUCUACGCUAUCACAGUGCAUGCGGCAGAACAGCCACACCGUGGCCGCCGCUCCUCCUUCACCCAAAGUGCAGUUCAUCAAGCCGCAAACCAGAGAGGCCUUCCUGGAGCCACGCGAGAGGGCACAGCAGCACGCGGAGGACAAAGGUCAGUCGAGUUCGUCGUGUGGCGAGAGCUCUCUACUCGGUGAGAAGAGCUCCACCAUUCAGACGGACCUCGCUGCCAACUCUCAGCCAAAAUGAGGUCAAAGCCCAGCAAGAUACUUUUUAAUGACAUUGGCUGUUGUACUUUUAUGUGACAUUGAAAUGUGAUAAAAGAUGGUGUCUACUUUGUCAUGAUAUUGAUCUCAUCUGUUAUUUUGUGCGCAGAUGCUUUUU
Messenger RNA from Dunckerocampus dactyliophorus (ringed pipefish), 1632 nucleotides. It is a transcript of the gene qrfprb, whose product is annotated as pyroglutamylated RFamide peptide receptor b. Gene Ontology annotation, cellular component: membrane. NCBI's taxonomy places the organism in Eukaryota, Metazoa, Chordata, Actinopteri, Syngnathiformes, Syngnathidae. The transcript is spliced from 6 exons. The record is from RefSeq and is a predicted model, not a curated record. Gene Ontology annotation, molecular function: peptide binding; neuropeptide Y receptor activity. Gene Ontology annotation, biological process: G protein-coupled receptor signaling pathway. The coding region runs from base 208 to 1497 and encodes 429 amino acids.